Glycine soja is the source of this 2060-nucleotide messenger RNA. Its product is annotated as 3-ketoacyl-CoA synthase 6. Lineage: Eukaryota; Viridiplantae; Streptophyta; Magnoliopsida; Fabales; Fabaceae. The record is from RefSeq and is a predicted model, not a curated record. Bases 86 to 1576 code for a protein of 496 amino acids. Gene Ontology annotation, molecular function: acyltransferase activity, transferring groups other than amino-acyl groups. The transcript has a single exon. Gene Ontology annotation, biological process: fatty acid biosynthetic process. Gene Ontology annotation, cellular component: membrane.
ACCCCUACACUGAGUUAUUAUCAUUCAAGCACCAUUCUUCUCGAUCUUCUCUUUCUCAACCGAACCAAAUUACAGAUUUAACAAGAUGCCUCCAAUCUUGCAGGACUUGUCAAACUCGGUGAAGCUCAAGUACGUGAAACUAGGUUACCAAUACCUAGUGAACCACAUUCUGAGCCUGACUCUGAUCCCCAUCAUGAUCUCCAUCUUUAUCGAGGUUCUACGCUUAGGCCCAGACGAGAUCCUGAAGCUCUGGCACUCCCUCCACUUUGACCUUGUCCAAAUCCUCUGCUCCUCCUUCCUCAUCAUCUUCAUCUCCACCGUCUAUUUCAUGUCCAAGCCCCGCACCAUCUACCUCGUCGACUACGCCUGCUUCAAGCCUCCCGUCACUUGCCGUGUCCCCUUCGCAACCUUCAUGGAACACUCCCGGCUUAUCCUUAAAGACAACCCUAAGAGCGUCGAGUUCCAAAUGCGUAUUCUCGAACGUUCCGGUCUCGGUGAAGAAACAUGUCUCCCUCCCGCAAUCCACUACAUCCCUCCCAAACCCACCAUGGAGGCCGCCAGAGGAGAAGCUGAGCUUGUUAUCUUCUCCGCCAUGGAUUCUUUGUUCACCAAAACUGGUCUCAAACCUAAGGACAUAGACAUUCUCAUUGUGAACUGCAGCCUUUUUUCUCCCACUCCUUCUUUGUCUGCCAUGGUCAUCAACAAGUACAAGCUCAGGAGUAACAUCAAGAGCUUCAACCUCUCCGGCAUGGGCUGCAGUGCUGGUUUGAUAUCCGUUGACUUGGCACGUGACCUUCUCCAGGUUCACCCUAACUCAAACGCCGUCGUUGUGAGCACCGAGAUCAUAACCCCUAACUACUACCAAGGUAAAGAGAGAGCCAUGCUUCUUCCGAAUUGCCUUUUCCGAAUGGGGGGUGCUGCUAUUCUGUUGUCGAACCGAACCUCCGAACGCAGGAGAGCCAAGUACAGGUUGGUGCACGUUGUUCGCACUCACAAAGGUGCUGAUGAUAAAGCCUACCGUUGUGUUUUUGAGGAGGAAGACAAAGAAGGUAAAGUGGGGAUUUCCCUUCAGAAGGAUCUCAUGGCUAUUGCAGGUGAGGCUCUCAAGUCUAACAUUACUACCAUGGGUCCUCUCGUGCUUCCGGCUUCGGAGCAGUUGCUCUUCCUUCUCACUCUCAUUGGGAGGAAAAUCUUCAACCCCAAAUGGAAGCCUUAUAUUCCUGACUUCAAACAAGCCUUUGAGCACUUCUGCAUCCAUGCUGGUGGGCGUGCUGUGAUUGAUGAGCUGCAGAAGAAUCUUCAGCUUUCGGCUGAACAUGUUGAGGCAUCUAGAAUGACCCUUCACAGGUUUGGGAACACUUCCUCUUCUUCGCUGUGGUAUGAGCUCAACUACAUUGAGUCCAAGGGAAGGAUGAAGAAGGGUGAUAGGGUGUGGCAGAUAGCGUUCGGGAGUGGGUUUAAAUGCAACAGUGCUGUGUGGAAGUGCAACAGAAGCAUUAAGACACCGGUUGAUGGGCCUUGGGCUGAUUGCAUUGAUCGUUACCCGGUCCAUAUUCCUGAGAUCGUUAAGCUCUAGGAUGGAGAAUUGUUCAAGAAGAUAAAGAAAAUUGGUUAUUACUUUGGUUCCAGUUAUGAAAAAAAAUAAAAUAGAUGAGUUCUUUUCAUAACCCUUCUCUUUCUGCUUACUGUAGCCGUACCACAAAUCUCUCAUUUGUCAGUCAUAUUGGUUAUUUUAUCAUAUCAUAUCAUCAUAUCCCACUUUUCAUAUAUAUCUUUCUUUUACUUUUUUCUGUUUAUUUUCCAAACAAUUACAUGGGCCUCUUGUGAAUUAGCACAGAGAUCGCCGACGGGGAGGGGGGGGUCUAUGUGUUUAUUCAUGAAUUUGUGCAACAUGUAAGGGAAACACAGUUUCAAUUUCAAGUUUGUAUUUGCUUGCACUAUUAUUGGAAAGCUUGUAAUUAGGACUUGAAAUAUUGUAAGAAGUGCUUAUUUUCUUUGUUGUUGUUGUCUUGUCAGCGAGAUCAUAUCAUUAAAUUAAAGUUUCAUUAGCAUGACCAAAA